GGAAAAUCAAAUCCGUCGCCAACCGCUGCACAUUAUUAUCGCCUCAGCCGUCAUCUGUCUGACCGUCUGGUCUCCUUUUCUUCGCGACGCUUCCGCAAGCAAUUGGCAUUUGGUUCCAUGUUCUUUUGUCGUCCAGACGAUCGUCGGUUCUAGCUUGUCCUCCCGUCUUCCCGAGGUCCUUGCAACGCCGUUGCUCCUCGAGCUUCCCUGCCCGACAUCACACUGUCCAUAAUCACCGCCAUUGAUGUCGCUGCUCCGCCCAGUAGUCAGCACAGCGAGGCCUCUGGGCUCUUGCGCACAACACCGCUUAUCGAGGAUGCCACUCAAGGCGAGAAUACAGAAUGCCGCCGUCGCAGGCACGAGACAUUACAUACAAACCACCAAGAUUGAAGAGUUGGUAAAAGAACAGCCGGGUGACGAGCCUGACGACGUAGUCUUCAACUCGCUGUACGGGCUGCGUACCAUCGAGCUCAACCGGCCUAAGAAGCUCAACUCGCUAAACGGAUCCAUGGCGAGAAAGAUCAUUGGGCGUCUAAAGGAGUGGGAAUCGUCCGACCUUGCGAACACAAUCGUCAUCCAGGGCCGGGGACGUGCUUUCUGUGCUGGUGGUGAUGUUGCGGCAUUGGCCAACUGGAACAAGGAAGGCAAAGACGGCCAGAAAAAGAGCAACGAGUACUUUGCUCUCGAGUAUAAGCUCGAUCACAUGAUCGCUCGCUAUAAAAAGCCUUACAUUGCGUACAUGGAUGGCAUAACCAUGGGCGGCGGAGUAGGCCUGUCGCUGCAUGCACCCUUCAGGAUCGCUACCGAAAACACAGUGUUUGCCAUGCCAGAGACGACGAUUGGUUUCUUCCCCGACGUGGGAGGAUCAUUCUUCCUUCCAAGGAUGGACGGUGAGAUGGGCACGUACUUGGCGUUGACAAGUGAGCAACUCAAGGGUGUUGACGUCUUCUACCAUGGUAUUGCGACCCACUACCUCCACUCCAGUUCACUCCCCGAACUUUCCGAACGCCUCGCACAGCUCCAAUUCAAGGACUACGCCCCCAUGGCCGAGCGCCUCGAGCUGAUCGAUUCUACAAUUUCCGAGUUUACUACGGCCUUGCCUGCCCCACGGCCUAGCAUCACGGGCGCACAACGCAAAGCUAUCGACGAAGCUUUCCGGGUUCCGCCCACGGGCACAGUCAGCAUCGCCGAAGCGCCGCUCCAGAUCCUCAAGGCGCUCCAGGAUGUAGCCGGCGGCCACGCGGACGAGAGUGUUCGCAGCUGGGCGGAAAAGACGAUCAAGACAAUCCGGGAGCGGAGCCCCAUUGCAGUCGCCGUGACGUUGCAGCAAAUGCGCCUGGGCUCUGGGUGGAGCAUCAUCCAGACAUUCCAGGCGGAGCACGACAUCGCUGCCGCGUUCAUGGCGCAUCCCGAUUUCGUCGAGGGCGUCACAGCGAGGCUGAUAGAGCGUAAGAAGGAGCGACCAAACUGGCAACCCAACCAGCUCGAGGAUGUGACGGAAGAUAUGGUACGUGGAUUCUUCCGAAAGGGCCUCGGCGGCGGCCUGAAGCUGUUGGACAACCUACCCGGGGCGGACUACAAGGAGUACCCGUGGAAGAAGCUGGCACUGCCAACCGAGGACGAGAUUCUCGAGGUCGCAGGCCGGGGCAAGCAGACGAUGAUGACGGAGGAGGUCGUGCAGCAUUUCUUGAAGGAGAGGAAAGGCAAGGUCGGCGUGAGGGAGAAGGUUGAGGAGGUUCUGGAGAGGCACUCAUAGGAAGACGUGGCCAGCGGAGGAUCAGACAAGAAAAUCCGCCUUGGCGUACUGUAUCAUAACGAGAAGAAGGGAAGAAAAAAAACUUAGAAAAUAAAAACCACCCCCGGAGAGGCUGAUUGGUGAUUUGUCAAAUCGCGAUGCGCUUUCGAGACCGCAGUCCUCCGUGAACGGUUUGGAGACAAAUGUAGAUUCCGUGUUGACGUUCGAGAGCAUGAGAAAGUAACAAGGCGGGUACAGUAUAGAGAGCAUCAUGCGGUAAGAACACUUUGCUAAGACGCUGACUUUGUCCCUGAAAACAUACCAAAAG
Messenger RNA from Verruconis gallopava, 2063 nucleotides. RefSeq lists its product as uncharacterized. Gene Ontology annotation, cellular component: mitochondrion. The transcript is spliced from 3 exons. Lineage: Eukaryota; Fungi; Ascomycota; Dothideomycetes; Venturiales; Sympoventuriaceae. The record is from RefSeq and is a predicted model, not a curated record. The coding region runs from base 245 to 1756 and encodes 503 amino acids. Gene Ontology annotation, molecular function: 3-hydroxyisobutyryl-CoA hydrolase activity. Gene Ontology annotation, biological process: L-valine catabolic process.